AUUAAAAAACCCCACAGAAACGGCUCGCGGGCAAGUCUAAUUUGUGCGCUCAAUUCAAGCUUGCUAGCUAGCUAGCAACAUCAAGCGCUCGCGAUCGCUAUCUUGCAUGGUAUACUUCGAUUCCCCCAAUUCCCGCGUGCGUGAUAUCAGGUGAAAAAUAUCAUCUUGAUCAUCAUCACGAUCAUGGUCUGAUCUUGGUACUAAGUUAGAGCUCAUAAAAACACCAUUUCGUCAUGGACAGUACUGACCGUACAAGUCGAGAUGAAACUGUCAAUCCUCAUGAUGUCAUUCCCACUCAACUGAAGGCAGUUCUUCCAGAUAAUUAUGACUAUGUCAUAACAUCUUUCAGUCUCCAAGAUGCUGGAUUCACUGCUUUACUGGAAGCAAGUGCACCAGAUGCCAUGAAGUGGAAGCAAGACUUCGAAGAAUCCUCGAAGUGUACUUGGAGGGUACAGAGAACCCACCCAUGUCAAGGACAACGUAUCCUUUUCAAGAAAGACUACAGAUGUCAUCAUGGACAACAGAGAAAAAUGAAAGAGGGAUGCUCACGUCAUAUGAAAGACACUGGAUGCUCUUCCAGUCUACAGUUAACUGUGAGGAGAACAAAAACAUUUGGUGGAAGACUAAGCAGGAGCACAAACCCCAACCUCCAGUCUCACCCUGCUAUCAUCAAGAUUGUUUGGAACCACAACCAUGCUAUCAACAUUCCAUCUGCUUUGAGGUUUCGCGAUGUGAAUCAGCAAACCUGCGAGAAACUGGAGGACCUUUUCAGGAAAGGACACUCUCCUUCUAGUGCCCUAAAUGUGCUGGAAAUGGAUCUCCAGACUGACCCAGAGUCCUACAUUCUGAAAUCAGGAGACAGAUCUCUGUGUCCAGAUUUGCAAUUUUGUUUUAGGCUCUACUACAAGAUCUUCAAUCAGACAUAUGGUGCGUCAGAUGGCGACCAAAUGAUUGGUGACUUAGACUCCAAGAUCAUUGCCGGCUACAAUGAAGAGGCUGGGUCAGUCUGCAUCAAGAUGGAGAAGACAGAUGAGGGAGAGCUGGUGAUUGCAAUCUGCACCCCCAUCAUGAAGAGGGUUCACACUAUGCUUAAACAUAGUGGGGAACUUGUCUUCAUUGAUUCAACAGGAAAUGUUGAUCGCCAUGGCAGCAGAGUUUUUCAACUUCUGACACAUAGCAAUGCUGGUGGCCUUCCUCUUGGAGUGAUGAUAUGUUCAAAUGAGGCUGAAAAGACCAUACAAGCCGGAUUGAAGCUAUUUCAAUCAGUUUUUCCAGGGAAUGCAUUUUUUGGCAAGGGAGAUAGAGGACCACAGAUCUUUAUCACUGACGAUUGCCUAGCUGAGCGCAAGGCCCUCAGCUCAGUGUAUCCUGAUGCCAGCUUGCUACUCUGCACAUUCCACAUUCUGCAAGCUGUGUGGAGAUGGCUGUGGGAUGGAAAACAUAACAUCGAGAAGUGCCACCGUCAGUCACUUUUCAACCACAUGAAACAGAUGGUGUAUGCACCCAGCAUUGCAGAGGUUGAUGCUGCUUAUGACCAUGCAUUGAGUGACCCAUUAAUGUUACGAUACUCAAAUUACAAGGCCUACAUCAAAGGGCUGCAUGACAGGAAGGAGGUAUGGGCUCAUGCAUGUCGCCUACACCUGAUGACUCGGGGAAAUAAUACUAACAAUUACGCAGAGGCUGCCAUGCGAGUUCUAAAGGAUUCGCUCCUACAUAGAACUAAAGCUUUCAAUGUGCCACAGCUUUUAGACUUCCUGACCACAAGGAUGGAGGCCUUCUACCAACGGAAGCUGGUGGCAGUGGCCAACCAGAGGACACCCGCUUGGAGGAUGGCAAGGCAGGUCACAUGUUCCAUCAAGAAAGAAGAUGUUACAAGAACUGGAGAGAACAUGUACACAGUAAGAAGUCAGAGUGAGGAGGGAACACAUGCUGUGGACAUGAAGGUGGGAGUUUGUACUUGCUUUGUCGGAAGAACUGGCGGUGCCUGCAAACAUCAGGAAGCUACAAUCAAACAUUUCAACGAGACAUCUACUAACUUUCUUCCAUCAUCUUCAGAAGAAAGGGCUCUCAUAUUGAAGAUUGCUACUGGAAAUGAUGUGAACGUUCCAUUCAGAUGGCUAGAAUCACUCCAGUUUGUUGAACCAAUGGUAGGAUCAGGAGAAGGUCAAACAGAACCAUCUCUGCAAGAUGUGUCAGAUGCGAGUGGAUCUAUGCCUUGGAGCACGUUGGCUGGAUCCUUUGAUGCAGACAGUGGUGAUGACUUCGAAAUGCAACCAAAGAAAGUCCAAGACCCACAGCUUGUGCGUAUCCAGAGUUUGGAAGUUCAAAGAGACUUUCACAAUGCUUUUGAUAGACGUCUUCAUGGUGGCAGUAGUUCAGGAAAUGGUGAGUUACAUUCGUACUAUUCAUUGAAAUUGACAAAUACCAAAAAACAUGUUUUAUUCAAUCUAUAGAUGACAUGAGUGCCACUAUGCUCUUAAAAAUGAAUUUAAAACAAAGUCGUAUCAUGUGACAAAGUGAUGUUACAAAUCAGUAUUUAUUUAUAUUCUGAUAAAUAUUCUGAGAGUAGUGACAUUAUUAUUAUUACUGUUAUUAUUUUAUUCUCCAAUUUCAGAGUAAUGAAUACAGAAAAAAUAGGCAAUCACAAGUUACAUGCAUGAAAGUAAUCACAAUAUAGUGUUGUAUUCUCAUUGAUUUGACCUCAAAACAAUGAACAUUUUCAUGAUGAAUCAUGGAUUAACAAAGCAUUCCACUCAAAUAAUAGUGUUCUACAUUUGUCUGUUCAUAUUUUUUUGUGCAUGAAUUAUUUUGAUCAUGUUUGCAUGAAUUUGUUAUUUGCCAUCCAUUUUACAUGUUCAUGUUUCAAUGCAUGUGUCUAACAGAAACACUUUCACAAGAGGAAGAAGCAGCAGGCAAGGUGAUUGAACAGGGAAAGGGUUUGGGGGGUUGAUUCGG
This is a messenger RNA of Lytechinus variegatus (green sea urchin), 2955 nucleotides long. RefSeq lists its product as uncharacterized. The transcript is spliced from 9 exons. The record is from RefSeq and is a predicted model, not a curated record. Lineage: Eukaryota; Metazoa; Echinodermata; Echinoidea; Temnopleuroida; Toxopneustidae. The coding region runs from base 234 to 2453 and encodes 739 amino acids. Gene Ontology annotation, molecular function: zinc ion binding.